Messenger RNA from Adineta steineri, 252 nucleotides. The record is from the annotation of a GenBank genome assembly. Lineage: Eukaryota; Metazoa; Rotifera; Eurotatoria; Adinetida; Adinetidae.
AUGACAGUCAUUGGAUCUGGUAUAGAUGAUAUGGGUGAUUUUAUUAUUAAUGGUUUCUAUUCAUAUAUAACUAAUCGAAUUGCUUUUACAAAAACGUAUCGAUCAGAAAAUACGAUUGAACCAAUGGAUGCUAAUCGUAAAAUAGUUGUUCAACUAAUUUGGAAUAUUCAAGAAAAAAGAUUUCAAGGCAAAUGGUAUGAUGAUCGAGUGUCUGACAAUGGCAAAUUUGACCUAACAUACGAUGGCGUGUAA